AUGAAAUUAGCUAACUGUUAUAACCAUUCUCUCCUCCACGAAAAAGAUGACUGCCCCUUGCUCAGGAAUGGAGCUCAAAAGGUGGAACCCUAUAAACUUGGAAUCAACCAACGUAAUGCACUCAUGAGGAUAGAAGCGGACAAGAGAAAGCACGAUGAAAGGAGAGGGUACGUUAGACCCUCUGAUCUUCGUCCUUCCGAACCUCGACGCCACAUCUCCGAUGAUGGCCACCGAAGGGGCUCAGCCCGUUUUGCAUCUCGACGUUCUGAAAACCCCUCUUCAGGGUAUCGUGCUGCUCGCUACUCGGAGGAUUCUCGUGACCGCUACUCUGGACGGAGAUCAAAUUAUUCCUCAGACUCCUUGAGGCACCGUUCUGAUUUGGUAUACCGUGCUCGUGAAGUUUCUUCUGGAAGACGCCCUGUUUUGGUCGAUCAACUACAAACAUCCGCUGGUAAUAGCGGUAAUUCGAAGGAAAGAAGACCAGCGCUGGAACGUAUCUCGGAGCCUCAGUCCCCAUUUCUUCCUGAUCAGAACACUCAAAACUCUGCUGGUAAUAGCGGUAACUCUAAGGAAAGGAGGUCGGCUCUGACACGUAUCUCGGAACCUCGUCCUCUGGCGCUCGCUCGAAUAGGAGGUACCUCGAGCUUGGAGUCAGGGCGCCUCCAGGAUGUGGAGAUCCAGUACCUAGGGAAUGAGAAUGAAGAGCUCCUGCCCCGCAGAAUUUCAAGGACCUCUACUGAAGUCCCUGAUAUUAUUGUUAACUCUGGUCCCGAGAGAAUCGCAACAAGGGAAGACUCCACUGGUGAUCUUGCGACGGACAUAAUUCAUCUCUCUCUGAGGCUGGGAGCGCGGAGUGCUACAGCUGAGGGAUCGGAACGUAAAUUGGCCACUAAAGGGACUGCUACUAAAACCGCGGCAAAGCGCAGGACCACCAAAGCUCAAGCUGCAAAACGGAUCACUAAACCCACCUCGCAAGAAUCUGUGCUUGGAUAA
Molecule: messenger RNA, 993 nt
Organism: Eruca vesicaria subsp. sativa (arugula)
Lineage: Eukaryota; Viridiplantae; Streptophyta; Magnoliopsida; Brassicales; Brassicaceae
Source: the annotation of a GenBank genome assembly